CGAUAUUUUAUACGAGUAGAUGGAUCGGUUUUUUUAUCCGAUAAACGAUCGUCGGUAACGGUGAGUGGGCAUCAGAUCCAAGUCCUAACUAACUCAUCAUCUCUAGUCCGGAGCUUCACCGCCUUCGUCGGCGGUUCUCAGCGCCUUCUCCGGUGCCUAUCCCGACUUCUAGAAUCCCUUCGAUUUCUCCACCAGAUGGUUCUUGAAUGUUAUCUUGGAAGGAUGCUGUGAUGGGUGCUUUCAAGCACAGCAGUGAAUUCUUCCCCGAGAGAAGAGGAGGUAUAGCUGUUGUUGUGCCCUCGAAGUCUCUGGAUCUUCGUAGAGCUCGAAGGCUCGGUCGGAUUUCUAAACGAAGCUUAUUUCUUUGGGGGAUUCUACUUGCUGUGUUGUUCUCCAUCAUUUUGAUAGCUUUUGGUUUGGAGAUGCAUUCCCAUGGUGUUUUACCAGACGGGCAUCUGUCUUUGGUGGAAGUGCACGAAGAAAUUUCCAGAAUCAAUGCUUCAGAACAAACGAGGAAGAAACCUCGCAGGCAAAAGUUUUUCCCUUGUGGGGUACCAUUGCGAGAUUCCGUAGAUUUUGUUAUUGACCCCAAUGAAUCAGCGAAUUUCACUUACUUCACUUUGGACUACAUUCAAAGAGAAGACAUGACCUCUCAUAGUGGUGCUUUAGAUCUGAGAUUUGGAGGACACCAAACCCUUGAAGAAAGAGAGAAAUCAUUUCUUGCCAUCAACCAAACAAUUCAUUGUGGUUUUGUGAAGAGUGGUAAUGGUUUCCCUAGCACCGGAUUUGAUUUGGACGAGAACGACAAAAGAUACAUGAAUACAUGCAAAGUUGUUGUAUCAUCAUGCAUCUUUGGCAGCUCAGACUUUUUAAGAAGGCCAACCAGUAAACAGAUGAGUGAAUAUUCAAAGAAGAAUGUGUGUUUUGUCAUGUUUGUCGAUGAGGGAACUCUUGCUAAGCUAUCAGCAGAAGGAAAUGUGGCAGACGAGGGAGGAUAUAUUGGGCUAUGGAAAAUAGUUACUGUCAAAAACUUACCAUACACGGAUAUGCGUAAAACUGGAAAGGUGCCAAAAUUUUUAUCUCAUCGCCUCUUCCCUUCUUCUAGGUAUUCAAUUUGGCUUGACAGCAAGCUGCGGCUUACUACUGAUCCGAUGCGAAUCAUUGAUCACUUUUUGUGGAAAACUGGGUCAGAAUAUGCCAUUUCCAAUCAUUAUACCCGGCAUUGUGUUUGGGAGGAGGUGCUCCAAAACAAGAGACUGAACAAGUAUAAUCACUCUGCUAUUGAUGAGCAGUUCAACUUUUAUCGGGCUGAUGGUCUCGCCAAAUUUGACCAAUCUGACCCCAAUACCCCUCUUCCUAGCUACGUGCCAGAAGGUUCAUUUAUAGUCAGGGCCCACACGCCAAUGUCAAAUUUGUUUUCGUGCCUUUGGUUCAAUGAAGUGGACCGGUUCACGUCACGGGACCAGCUCAGUUUUGCAUAUACAUUCUUGAAACUGAAGAGGAUGAACCCAAACCGACCAUUCCACCUGCACAUGUUCAAGGACUGCGAGCGUAGGUCACUUGUGAAGCUAUUUCACCACAGGAUACCUUCGGCUCCCCUUCUUCCACGGCGAACGAACGAAUGAAAACAGGUCUGUGUAGCCAGCCAAAGUGACUCCAAGGGUCACUUUGAUUGAUGAUUCAAACACACUCAACACUACUUUUUUUGAGGGGUUUGAUGAGCUUGAGAAUCUAAUCUUAGGGCCUGCAUGUACAUUCAGCUUUACGUAUUGUACAUUGAAAAUUAAUUUUGGAGUCCUUC
Molecule: messenger RNA, 1801 nt
Organism: Cuscuta campestris
Lineage: Eukaryota; Viridiplantae; Streptophyta; Magnoliopsida; Solanales; Convolvulaceae
Source: the annotation of a GenBank genome assembly